This is a messenger RNA of Rotaria sp. Silwood1, 1068 nucleotides long. NCBI's taxonomy places the organism in Eukaryota, Metazoa, Rotifera, Eurotatoria, Philodinida, Philodinidae. The record is from the annotation of a GenBank genome assembly.
AUGAAUAUUAUUAAAUAUUUUAUACUUUCAUCUUGUCGUCGGUUACUAUUAAGAAUAUUACAUUUGUAUUCUGUUCGUCGUUUCAUUGUCUUUCAUUUCAAUUAUUGUUGUUCGCAGUCAUCAAAUAUUAUUGUCUCAUUAACAAGUACUCCAAGACGUUUUCAAUAUGAAUUACCAUUUACUAUUCAUUCAUUAUUGACUCAAACAAAAUUACCAAAAGAAAUUCGUAUUUAUUUAUCACCAACUUCUACUAUCAUUAAGCAAAAAAAUCUAACAUUAAAUCAUUUAAAAAUGUACGUAAAACAUGUCGAUUCAUCGAUAAUUAUUGCAAAACUAUUUGAUGAACUAGUACAUAUACGUCUUGAAGAAGAAGAUCAUGGUCCAGCAACAAAAUUUUUACCUAUUUUAAAAGAAUUUCAUAUUUUAACAACAAAUCAAUUCAAAUCACAAGCAAUUAUGAUUUGUGAUGAUGAUCAUUAUUAUCAUCCUCAUACGAUAUCUGUAUUACUUAAAUAUUCAAACGAAUACAAGAAUAGUAUUGUUGGAUUAAGAGGAUGGCGAAUUCGUGAAGAUCUUAUUUGGGGUGUAUCAGGUGCAGUAGAACUCGGUUAUCAUAUAAUUGAAUCAUUUCGUCUAUCGGAAAUCUAUCGUGUUGGUAUAGUUACUGCUAAUCAUGCCUAUAUCAUUCGUCCUUCAUUUUUUGAUUCACAAAUUUAUCUUGAUUUUAAACAAGCUCCCGAUGAUAUACGUCACGUUGAUGAUAUUUGGUUAAAUGGUCAUGCAUCAAAACGAAAUAUUACUCGUUUAGUAAUACCAACAUGUUGUUAUAGUAUUAGUAUAACUCGAACACAUGAACUUGAAAAUUAUUUAAUUUCACAUCAAAUUACACGAUCAUCAGCAAAUGAUCAUGCAUUAAGAUGGUUUAAUCAAACAUGGGAAAAGGAUUUAUGGUAUAGAUUUAAUGGACAAAAUCGACCGAAAGAUCUUAUUUGGUGGAUAAAAAUUUAUCGAAAAUUGAUUAGUAUUAUUUUAAGAUUAAAAUUUAUUAUUUAUGUUGGUUUUAUCUAA